AUGCCAUCUCCGAUAUUUUAUACGGUGACGGUCAUUCAAUGGGUGGCAGCCGUCCAGGAUCCCGCGAACCAUGUUAUAGGACCUCACUCCGUUGGCGGCCUCGGUUCCUCAUUGAAUGAGCCCGAGUUGUCUCAUGCCUUUGCUCAUCCGCUUCCGAGCUAUGUACUUGGCAAGGAUGAGCACAAAAUGGGACUAGCUCUCAAGAAAGGAGUUCCAGCUCAAGCCGCGACAUGUACGGUGGGGAAGCGUGGUAUUUUGCGUGAAGUCAAGAAUAUAGAGACCACCGCGCGCUUAUUUGACGCGAAUGUAACCAUCACCGCGCACGACCUGACUGUAAUCAGCGAAAAUAGUAAACCUUCAUCCCUGCAGCAUAUUCGUUGCGCUUUCAGCUAA
Messenger RNA from Gregarina niphandrodes, 393 nucleotides. RefSeq lists its product as hypothetical. NCBI's taxonomy places the organism in Eukaryota, Apicomplexa, Conoidasida, Eugregarinorida, Gregarinidae. Bases 1 to 393 code for a protein of 130 amino acids. The transcript has a single exon. The record is from RefSeq and is a predicted model, not a curated record.